UCUCGAUCUCUCUCUCUAUAGCCCAUUGAAACCAUCUCUCUCUCUAACCCAUUCAGACUCUCUCUCUCUCUAACAGGGACAUCAUCAUAUAACCUAGUGAAACCACGUCUCUCUCUCAACUGGUGGAGGUGAUAAUGGCGGCCAUGACUCUGUUUCCCGAUGACAAUGCCCUAGACGAUGCAGAGCUAUGGGCCGUCAUAGACUCAGCAGUUGUUUCUCACUCUGCCUCUAAAUCGAACCAGAGUAAAACCCUGGCUCUGGUGGGCAAUCCCACUAAUCUCCGUAAUCUUACUCCCAAAACCCGCACUAUACCUUCAAUCUCAUAUCAAUACCAAACGCCUGAGGCCAAAGGCUCAAGGAACUCUAGAUUCAACUACACAGUGGAAGAAGAUCCGAGAGAAGGUGAGGUGCUGCAGGAGCGGUCGAUUCCUCAUCGACCUCGCAAGAUUAUGAGAUCUGAUGCCUAUGGAGGGUUUCAGAGCCCUGGGUCUUUCAAUGGAGGAACUCAGCUGGUUUUUAUUGAGAAGCAACCACACUCAUCGCCUAAUUCAUGCAAAGAUGAUGGAAAGGAGAUUUUUUGUCACAGUUUGAAUGGGGGAUUCCCUUCGGUUUCGCUGUUCAAGCAAUAUCAAAAUGCAGCCAUGGCGAUUCUUGAGAAAAGUGAUUAUACAGUCAUUUCGGGGCAUCCAUUUAUUAAGAAAUCUGGAUGGAGGAAGAUAUCAUUUUUCUUUAAUCUUUCUUUUGAAAUCAAAGAUAAGACCAUUGAGUAUGAUCAGCAUCAAAAUGUUCAGCGUGCAGAAUUUGUUGUUCGAGCAUACAUGCAAGGUGGUAGAUUCUCAGAUGGUUGGGGCUCCUGCGAACGUCGUGAGAAGAAGUUUUUGAAACCAAAUCAUGAUAUUCCAAGUACCGCAGAAACCCGGGCAAAGAAUAAAUCUUGCCAAGAUCUUCUUGGUAUUGGAGAAUACAGGCCAGGAGCUGGGAAUUCUUAGCGGUAGUUGAAAAGUUAAAGCGUGAUUUUGUGAGUUGCUCCUUGCACUGACUUGUAAGUUGUAACAUGUUUGAAGCCAGUCCGUUACAUUAACACCAUUCAUUUCUCUUGAAAGGUUAAUGUCUUAAAUGCUUUCAAUUCAAAUGGUGUUUGGGCGAUUUUAUUUGAGAAUCUGAGAUUGUGAUUUACUUGUAUAAAUAGAGAAAAUUCACAUUGUAAGCCUAUUCCCUUCCCACUUCAAAAGAAACACAAGUAAAUUUGUUGUCACAUUGAAAGAAGUCUGUACUUAAUCUGUUAAAUCCAGUUGAAUCUCA
This is a messenger RNA of Amborella trichopoda, 1302 nucleotides long. Its product is annotated as peptide transporter family protein. The record is from RefSeq and is a predicted model, not a curated record. NCBI's taxonomy places the organism in Eukaryota, Viridiplantae, Streptophyta, Magnoliopsida, Amborellales, Amborellaceae.